Messenger RNA from Charadrius vociferus (killdeer), 2008 nucleotides. RefSeq names its product C-terminal-binding protein 2-like. Gene Ontology annotation, molecular function: NAD binding; oxidoreductase activity, acting on the CH-OH group of donors, NAD or NADP as acceptor; transcription corepressor activity. The transcript has 12 exons. The record is from RefSeq and is a predicted model, not a curated record. The coding region runs from base 26 to 2008 and encodes 660 amino acids. NCBI's taxonomy places the organism in Eukaryota, Metazoa, Chordata, Aves, Charadriiformes, Charadriidae.
ACGGCCUCCUAUCGUGAAUGGCCCAAUGCCAGCGCGGCCACUGGUUGCACUCCUGGAUGGACGAGAUUGCACUGUGGAGAUGCCCAUCUUGAAGGAUGUUGCUACAGUGGCGUUUUGUGAUGCUCAGUCAACUCAGGAAAUCCAUGAAAAGGUGCUGAAUGAGGCAGUAGGAGCUCUGAUGUAUCACACCAUUACGCUUUCUCGUCAGGAUCUGGAGAAAUUCAAAGCCCUCAGGGUCAUUGUGCGUAUUGGCAGUGGCUAUGACAAUGUUGACAUCAAAUCUGCUGCAGAAUUAGGCAUUGCAGUUUGCAACAUCCCUUCCUCCUCAGUAGAGGAGACUGCUGACUCUACCCUCUGCCACAUCUUGAACCUCUAUCGCCGUGUUACUUGGCUACAUCAGGCUAUGCGGGAAGGGAAUCGAGCCUCGAGUGUAGAACAGAUUCGAGAGGUGGCUGGAGGCGCUGUGCGUAUCCGUGGGGAGACUUUGGGCAUCAUUGGACUCGGCCGAGUUGGACAGGCAGUGGCUCUGCGAGCCAAGUCCUUUGGCUUCAACGUGAUUUUCUAUGAUCCCUAUCUGCCGGAUGGAGUGGAGCGAUCCUUGGGUUUACAACGAGUAGGAACCCUGCAGGAUCUACUAAUGCACAGCGAUUGCAUCACAUUGCACUGCAGCCUGAAUGAACAUAACCAUCACCUCAUCAAUGACUUCACUAUUAAACAGAUGCGCCAGGGCUGCUUCUUAGUGAACACAGCCCGGGGAGGGCUGGUAGAUGAGAAAGCAUUAGCGCAAGCCUUGAAAGAGGGGAGAAUCAGAGGAACAGCAUUGGAUGUGCAUGAGUCUGAGCCUUUCAGCUUUGCUCAGGGGCCCUUAAAAGAUGCACCCAAUGUGAUCUGCACCCCUCACACUGCCUGGUACAGUGAGCAGGCUUCCAUUGAAUCCAGAGAAGAUGCAGCUAAAGAGAUUCGCAGAGCCAUUACAGGCCACAUACCUGAUGCUUUGAGGAACUGUGUUAAUAAGGAGUACUUGCUGUUAGCAGCUCAGUGGUCCAGUAUUGAUCCUGCAACUGUCCAUCCAGAACUCAACGGAGCUGCGGCUUACAGGUUUCCUCCAGGAGUAGUGGGAGUAGCCACCCCUGGGCUACCAGAACCGCCAGCAGUGGAAGGGAUUGUAGCUCAUGGGAUCCCAUCUGUUUCUCACUCAGCACCGCGUACCCCUUCCCCAGGAGAGACGAGCAAACUGGAUGCAGACAGAGAGAUUCCUGUAAAUUGGAUCUUCCACACAAUCACUCCCUGGAUCAGCGAUUCUCACAAAUGGCUUGCUUUGGAUUCUGGAGCACUGACCAUCAAUCAAGGCUGUGAAGGUGGCAGACUGGAGAAGAAGCCACCUUCCACGCUGGUGCUGCACGCCUUGCAAUAUCCAGCACCAUGCUCGGGAGAUGCGAUACGGGAAAUGCUGGCCUGCUUUGUCAUGGCAAUUUCAGUCUUGGAGCUGGUGGAAUGGGAAGGGGAUAUAGGACCACUUGGAAUCUUCCACAUGGUGGUUAAAAGCUCCUCAAUUUCUGUGAUAAGUUCAGAUUUUGAACGUGGCGUUAACGAGAGGCCAGGCCUGCCGCGAGAAGGCCGCCUGCUGCGGCUCCCGCCCGCUGACCGGCUCCGCUGCCCCGCUGCGGGGCAUGUUCCUCCGGGCGGCCCCUCAGCUGCGCGACUGCUCCGCUUCCCGCCGCCGCCGCCCCUCACGGCUCCCGGCGGCCGCCGGGCGCGGGGCAUUGUGGGGCAGAGGAAGAGGGGGGACUGCGCGAGCGAGGUGCAUGCUGGGAUCGGGGCGGGCGGCGCUCGGAGGCCCAGCGCGGGGCAGUCGCUUGCUCGGUGUCUCGGGGCGUCGGCGGUGACCGAAUUCCAACUUUGGGAGGUUUCCUUGACUCCCUACAAUCUUGCCGCCUUCUUUGGCCUUGUUUUAGAACUGCAACUGGAGUUAUCAGUAGGAAGCAGUAUGCUGGUUUUAGCUUUGUAA